Aspergillus welwitschiae is the source of this 929-nucleotide messenger RNA. RefSeq lists its product as uncharacterized. Lineage: Eukaryota; Fungi; Ascomycota; Eurotiomycetes; Eurotiales; Aspergillaceae. Gene Ontology annotation, molecular function: ATP binding; protein kinase activity. The record is from RefSeq and is a predicted model, not a curated record. Bases 93 to 746 code for a protein of 217 amino acids. The transcript is spliced from 3 exons. Gene Ontology annotation, biological process: protein phosphorylation.
ACGUGCACCUGCAAACUCGCGCCUUUACGAUUCCAUCAUUCCUUGUUACUCUGCUGCCCUUAUCCCACCUCCUCCGACCAUUCAUCUCCAUCAUGAGUACCAUCCGAGAUCUCUCAAAAUUCAUACGUCAUGGGAAACAAGCCCGCUUGGUGACUCCCCAUGCUGAACCCUCCACCAACGACUCCGCCAUCCACGCUGGAAAACAGCAUCGACCUCAAGAAUCAUACCCGUCCACUGCGGGGAACCUGAAUGCCAUUGAUGCCCAGAUUAACGCUGCGCCGGCUCAGCCUCCGGCCAAGUCACCUGAGGGUCAGUCCCAGGGAGCCCGCGAGCUCGAGAUCGAGCAAAUUGUUGCCGAAGAAAAGAGUGCACGCUCGAAGAUGCCCGAAUAUCCCGGCCUAGAACGCUGGAUUUUGCUGGACAAGAUGGGCGAUGGCGCCUUCAGCAACGUCUACCGGGCCAAGGACACCACCGGCAAGUAUGACGAGGUCGCUAUUAAGGUCGUUCAAAAAUUCGAUAGUAAUCAGACCUCAGCCGUCAUGUUAUCCUGCAGGUCGCUAAGGCGAUCGAGUAUCUCCACGAGACUUCUGGUGUUAUCCAUAGGGACAUUAAACCUGAGAAUUUACUCUUCUAUCCAAUCCCUCUUGUUCCCAGCGAGUCCCCCAAACCACGUCAGCCGGGUGAUGAAGACAAGCUUGAUGAAGGCAAAUUUAUCCCGGGAAAAGGCGCUGGUGGUAUUGGAGUGAUCAAGAUUGCUGAUUUCAGUCUGUCUAAGACUAUCUGGGAUAAUCAAACUAUGACCCCCGGCGGAACAGUCGGCUACACAGCUCAUGAGAUUAAUAGAGACAAGCGUUACUCUAAGAGUAUUGACAUGUGGGCGUUAGGCUGUAUUCCCUAUACUUUUCUCUGCGGCUUCCCGCCCUUCUAUA